Molecule: messenger RNA, 9295 nt
Organism: Malaclemys terrapin pileata
Lineage: Eukaryota; Metazoa; Chordata; Testudines; Emydidae
Gene: SPECC1
Product: sperm antigen with calponin homology and coiled-coil domains 1
Exons: 16
Coding region: 137-3352 (1071 amino acids)
Biological process (GO): actin cytoskeleton organization
Cellular component (GO): filamentous actin; microtubule organizing center
Molecular function (GO): protein binding
Source: RefSeq, a predicted model, not a curated record
CAGUCUGGCUUGCACAUGCUGUCAGAGGCUAGCAGGAGACCGUUUUCCUUUUAAUACAAGGAGGAGAAAAAGCUUUUACUGCUUCUGUGCACAUUUGCAGAGCACAAUCUCUCUGCCAGGCAACUUUCAGAAAUUAAUGAUUGCUGUGCAUCACUGUGAGACCGACUCCUUGGGAAAGAAAAUGAAGAGUGCUGCCAGACCUUGGAGUGCAAUGGCAAAGCAAGGGAACCAUGGGAUUGACAGAGGAAAAUCUCUCCCCACCACUUCCUCAGGCAUGAAGACUUCCAAAUCCUCUACUUCACUUGCUUUUGAAUCUCGGCUCAGCAAGCUAAAAAGAGCUAGCAGUGAUGACAUGUUAACAAAGCCAGGGGUGACAGCAGCCUCCGGGGUCUCCAGACUGAAGAAGACCAUUACAACAGGAGCAAUUUCUGAGCUUGCUGAGAAUCGACUGAAGUCCAGCACAGGAAUUGUUUCAUCAGCGAAGCGCACAGGGAUUCCGGCUCCUCGGGAAAUUUCAUCAACUGUCUCCAGAGAGAGAGCUGUGUUGCGUGGUCCAGCCAACACCAGGAAAACUCAGCCCAGCCCAACUUCUUCUGGCACACCCACGCCUACCAAGCACCUGCGUCCUUCUGCCAAGUCCAAGCAAGAGAAUGAAACUGGGGACAAGGCAGUUCUGGAGUCCCAGGUUAAGGAACUCUUGGCAGAAGCAAAGACGAAAGACACUGAAAUCACCAAGCUCCGGAGUGAGCUGAAGAAAUGCAAAGACAAAGGGUCAGUUAACUCUGAAGGGAUUGGUGCUUCAGACCAAAACUUAGAAACCUUACCAUUGUCACCUGGUGACAUUGACCCAUUAAUACAGACUCUUCAGGAAAAGAACAGGACUUUUCAAAAAGAGCUUGCUAGCCUGGUGGAAGAAAACCGGGUUUUGAAGGAGAAACUGAUUUAUCUAGAGCACUCCCCUCUCUCGGACACAACAACAAGCAGUGGGGGUGACAGCAGCUUCACAACCCCAGUCACUCAAGAAUCAAGUUUUGGAAGCCCAACAAAAAAUCUAUUGAGAGGUGAACCGGAUGAGCCCAGACAGCGUGUGAAUGGAGAAGCAGUGCGAAAGUCAGGUUCUUCUAGCAGUGAUGUGACUAAAGCCUCCUUGUCACCCGAUGCAUCCGAUUUUGAACAUAUAGCAGAUGUACCUUCUAGGCCAACCUCCUCCAAUAGCAACCCCUUCAAGGGUUCCAGAUGCUCCACCACAGGGAGUUCUCCGAACAACAUUAGUGACCUUUCUGUGGCCUCCCUGACGGAGAAGAUACAAAAAAUGGAAGAAAACCACCACAGCACAGCAGAAGAGCUUCAAGCCACUUUGCAGGAGCUGUCAGACCAGCAGCAAAUGGUGCAGGAGCUGACAGCAGAAAAUGAGAAGCUGGUGGAAGAGAAGGCUCUGCUGGAGACCUCCUUUCAUCAGCACAAAGAGAGAGCAGAACAGCUUAGUCAGGAAAAAGAAAAGCUGAUGACUCUCCUACAAGAGCGAUCCAAGAAUGAAGAAACCAAAGUUCAGGAGGGGAAAAUCCUUGAACUGGAGCAGAAAUGCACAGAAUUGCUUGAGAAAGCACAGUUUGAAAGAGAAAAGCUGCUCAAUAUCCAGCAACAAUUAUCCAGCAGCCUACGGAGCUUAGAAAGGGAGCACCAAGAUGCUCAGGAGGUGAUCAAGGGCCUGAGAUCGGAAAAUGAGACGUUGAGUGGGCUUUUAGAAAUGGAACGACAGAACAACAGCAUGGUGGCAAAGUCUCUAGAGGACUGUAAAGUUGCCUUAGAAGGCCUGAAGAUUGAAAAUGGAUCUCUCAAAACUCAGUUGGACAGUGAGAAACAAAAAGCUGCAGAGAUCAAUGCAAUGGGAUGUACCACUGACAACUCUGGGGUGCAAGAGAUGUUGAAAGUGGCCCAUGCAGAGAAGGAUCAGUUAGAACUGGCUUGUACAGAGCUCAAACAAGAGCUGCUGAAGGCAAACAGUGAAGUGAAACAUGUCCAGGGUCUACUGGCCAAGGUGGAGAAGGAAUGUGGUCAGCUGAAGGAGCUGUAUGACCGACAGGCUGAACAGCUGAGCAGAACCAGCCUGAAGCUGCAGGAGAAAACUUCUGAGAAUGAGUCUGAGAUCAGAAACCUGAAGGAGACCAUCUUUGAGCUGGAGGACCAGGUGGAGCAGCAACAUGCUAUCAAACUGCACAACAACCAGCUCAUCAGUGACCUGGAGAGUAACGUGAUGAAGCUCGAAGAGCACAAGCUGAAUCUGGAGAGGCAGCUGAAGGGUCUGACUAAGCAGAUAAAGGAAGAUGCAGAGGAGUGGAGGCGUUUUCAAGCUGACCUACAGACUGCAGUGGUGGUGGCCAACGAUAUCAAGUGUGAGGCUCAGCAGGAGCUGCGGGUGGUGAAGAGGAAGCUCCAGGAGGAAGAGGAGAAAAGUGCCAAGCUGCAGAAGGAGCUGGAGGAACUGCAGGGCAGCAGCAGGCUGACAACUGAGGAGGUGAAUUCUGUAGAAGCAGAUACCACCAACCGCUGGCAAGGAGUCUGUGUCAGCAGGGCAUCACCCACUCCCUCAGAGUCUGCAGCUACUGUCAAGUCACUCAUCAAGUCAUUUGACUUGGGAUGCUCAGGGAGCGCUGGGCAGAGUAUCACGGUUCACAAGGUCCCCAGGAGCCCUCUGAGUGGAAUUCCAGUGAGGACAGCCCCAGCAGCCGCUGUCUCCCCCAUGCAGAGGCAUACUGCUUACAGUAAUGCAAAGCUGCUCAGCAAAGGAGUCGACAAACACACAGACCUUCCAGACCUCCCCCUUGCAGACCUUCUAAAAGGGAGAAGUGAGGACCUGAAACCAGAUCAUUACCUCCGCAAGAGCCCUUCCCUGGAGUCUCUGAGCAAACCCCCCUCAAUGGCCUUCAGCAGCAGGCUGCUGACCUCCAGCCCAAGCAGCCUGAAACCCCCCAGCAAACUCAGUGUGGAGAGAAAGGACCCAUUAGCAGCCCUGGCCCGAGAGUAUGGCGGCUCCAAGAGGAAUGCACUGCUGAAGUGGUGUCAGAAGAAGACUGAAGGUUACUCGAACAUAGACAUUACCAACUUCAGCAGCAGCUGGAGCGAUGGGCUGGCCUUCUGCGCUCUCCUCCACACCUACCUGCCGGCACACAUUCCAUACCAGGAGCUCAAUGGCCAGGAUAAAAAAAGAAAUCUGCUUUUGGCUUUUCAAGCUGCUGAAAGUGUGGGCAUCAAACCCAGUCUGGAACUCAGUGAGAUGAUGUACACAGACCGGCCAGACUGGCAGAGCGUGAUGCAGUACGUGGCCCAGAUUUACAAGUACUUUGAGACCUGAGCCCCAGAGCAGAAGGUGGGCAGACAUGGGGAAGAGACAGAAGAAUGCCACGGAAGCACUUGAUCACUAAAAAAAGCCUCUUUUCUAUUCCAUGAGCCAGCCGAGGCUCCUAGGUCGCAAGGAAAGCUCUUCCACAGUUCUGAUCAUAUCUCCGUAACCUCAGACUGCAACCAAAUAAAAAUCCAUUGUCCACCUUUACAAACCAAAUACAGCUGUAAGUUUAUUUCAACAUGGAAACUACAAAGGGUUUUCUGCCAUUGUGGGAUAUUUCUGAAGAUGAUGCCCUUGUGCUUGAUAAUGAUUGCCUUUCAAACCAGACUCUGCCAGCUGGAGACUUGCCACAGAACGAAGUGAAUGCAACAUGUACUUUGUAAAUCAGUGCCUGAAGUAAUGCUAGCACUCAAGGGAUGCUGGCAGAGUAUCGUUAAUGAACCAGUUGACAACAGUGCUCCUCUAACACAGUUACAAAUAGACGCCUAACUCAGAUGGACACACAUCCCAAGUGAGCCCCUCUCUCUCCUCCUUUUCCCAUAUGUUUUAUAUAUACACACCAAGACAGAUACAUACACACACACACGCGCGCGCGCGCAUGUAGAGCCUCACACUUCCGGAGAGUGACUUACUCUGGCACACUAAGACAGACCUACACACUAGUUUGCCUGACUUAGGUCAGCCUGCAGGAUCUGCAACAGGGUCUUUUUCUGACUCAGAGGCCAUCCCAUGUGCUAUCACCAGUCAGCCAUAGGUACAAAAGGGAACUAGUAGGUGCUGUGACUCCGUUCCUGGUCGAACAAAGGUAACCCGCUUUGAUUUGUGAGAAAAAUCACCUCAUUGCUUCAGUGAUAAACCUUGUAGGGAGCCAGAACCCUGAUACAUACCAGCUGACUGCGCCGGCACAGUCAUUUCUGUAGUGCUGCAAAUGCAACUAGUUAGUUUUAUUACACAAGGCACAAAUAACCAGGCAGUGACUCGUUAAACCUGAGUAACCUGUGAUAUCUCAGAGCUACACAUUUGCAGCAGGUUUGUGUAGUGUAAACUCAUUACUCCAGGUUGUACCUAAGUAAUCUGCAAGAAUGUGUAAAUACUUGUUACUUACUACCCAGAAGGCCUUGUUAGCUGUGCCCUGAGCAGAGAAGUGACAUGCAUAGGUUAUUACUGUAUGUUUAGACUUGAGGUUACUGUGUAAAAGAACACACAAGAUUAAUACCAAUGGCAACAUGCAACUGUAUUCCGUAAGUUACAGCGAAUAUAGCUGGCAACUCUUCGUUGUGUCACUGAAGCCAGAGCUAAGCCUAUGGGAUCCCAGCGAUCCUGCUGAUAUCUCUUGGUGUAAGCAGGGUUUAAUUUGUCACUGUUCAUGCCUCUUUGUAUUUGGCCCCAUAAACUUGAAUCUUCCAUUUGCUCUCAGAUGGUCUCUCAGAAUGUGCUCUGUGUGUGUAUGAUCUACCCUAGGGCAGCUCUGCUGCCCCAGGUUGUGCUGAUAAAAGAAAAUGGUUGUUUACUUCCAAUGUUUAACCUUGUGGCCCAGUCCUGAUGCUUCAUGAAUAAUGAUCACCCACAGCUAGGGGUCAUUCUCCUCCCUUACCUAGCUCAUUUCAAACCUUGGGUUUCUCAUUGUAAACAACUCAAGUUCUUCCCUAGUGAUAGAUGUUAAUCCCCAGCCUUGGAUUUAUAUUUAGAAUUUGGAUCUUGUUGGUUUUUCCUAAAUGUCUCUAAUUUAAGCCCUUGUUUCCAUGAGUUUUGUCUGUAAAUGGAUGUGGUUCUGGGUGCCACUGCAGUGCCCAAGGCAGCUUCCCAAGAACUGGGGGAAGAGAAGGGAAGGGUCAGGCUGCUGUCAUGUAGACCCUGCACCCAAGAGGGAGGCAGACCACUUGGCCAUGAAUUCACCUAAGGGGUCGUGCUCAGACGGCACAACUCAGUCCCAUGCAAAAUCUAUAGGCAGCAAACAGGUAUGUGAGGUGGAACAGGCUAGUUUAAAAGUCUGAUCCUUGGCAGAACUCACUCCCUGCAUGUACUGAUGGUGAGAGGUUGGUAUGUUCAGGAGGUCUUAAGUGCAGGUCACUCACCACACUUGCUAUCACUUUUUGAAAUCAGAUAACUACUGGGAGGCAUGUAACAGGCUCAGCAGCACAGCAGGUGCAUUUAUCUGGAUCUGAAGCAAGGACAGAAGUUAAGCAGUUAGACUAAUCCUGGGGGAGAGGAGCGGUUGAUUUAUCCUCUAGUAUGUUAUGCCUGGACUGUAUUGGCAAGGAGGCCUAAAACAUCCCAGUUUUAAGAUUGUUCCGAGAUGGGGGUCUAUUUCUGUCAUUUCCUGUAGUUCUUACAAUUAUUGUCAUGGGACUGGAUCCCUGUUUUGUUGCCAGCUGUCUCAGCAGAAGGAGACUAAGCCAGCAAGAGUUGAAUUUAGGUCCUGAUGGAGGCUGCAAGCUUUGGAACAGUGUCAAAAAGAGAGACUUUAAGCUCUUAAAGGUAUUUCUUGUUAGUCAAUUUGUUUCUCCUUAAUGAUGCAGGCAGGAUUUGGGGAGGGGUGGGAAUGGCCCUGAACAAUGAGCAAACUGAACAGAGGAGGUGACGGAAGUCCAGCUUACAACUAUCUUUCAUGAAAGGCGCGAGGAAUUCAAGUCUCCGAGAGACUUGUGAGAGUCCCUGUAACAGGAACAAGAAGUGGCACAAACUUAACUCCAGCUCCUGACAUUCUGUGGGUGUGCUCAUGUAGUUCUCCAGCAGUGGGUGCUGCCCAGAGCCCCAGCUGGACUGAACAUCAUUGCAGGGUAUUCCCAGACUGCAGUUGUUUUCUUUCUAAUUUACAUUUCUAGGUUAAAUUCCUUCUCAAGUGUUUUGCAGAGUUGGAUUUGGUGGCCGUAGAGUAUGUGGAAUGUACUGAUUUAGCCAUUUUAAAAGCUUCGAUUUGGGUCUCCAGUUAUGCCUUCAUAAGAGGGUGCAGAAGUGUAACUCUGAUGUUGGUUACUAAGAAAUAUUCACUUGUGAAGGGGUCCCUACUGUGGUAUUCCAUUCCUGUACGGAUGAGGCAGGUUCCUCUAUUCCCUCGCUCUGCCCUCCCCAAAGCAUAGUUCAUAUUCUCUCAGGGAGGGUGUAACCCAAGCCUCCUGAACUCAACAUAAGGGCUUCCAUUGGCUUCAGUGGGUUUGGAAUGAGGUUCAUGAAGAGGUGAGAGCAAUGGCGGCAAACUCCAGAAAGCACGUUAGAGCCAGAAAUCCCAUCUUCCCAAAAAGGUAGUUUUAACCCACACUCGCUGGAAGUGCCUGUGCUGCCUGUGAUACACUGCACAGACGUGUGAUAAACACGUGUAUUGUGGAGUGAUGACAGCAGCACUUGCCCUGAGACUUCUUCGAACAUUUAUUCUAAUCCAUUGCCUCCAAAUUGAUUCUAACGUUCCAAAUCCUUCAACAACUUCAGACAGUUGCUGUGGGUUUUGUUUUGUUUUUUCCAAUCAACUUUCUAGGGAAAUGUUUUCUCAGGCUCUUUGUGGCUUUGGAAUUCCCUCUCCCCAAAAAUACCAGAGCUCCAUGCCCAGGACAAGGUAGGAAUCCAGCCUGGGCCAGUGCCUGGGUUUCUAUAGAUGAAGGCAUUAUUGGUCUAAAAUAUCGUCAAGCCCUGAGGGCUAGCAAUUUAAGCCAUUUGCCACUGGAAAGGGGAGAUUCCUAGCUUUUCACUAGGACCCAAGGCUCCCUUCCAGGCAUGAGAAGUCCCAAAAGAUCCAUCUUUGAAGUCCUGACGUUUUUAGGUCUAGAAAGCUCUUUUAGGUCAUUUGAGCAGUUUUUACGUGUGAUAGCUUUAAGUUUUCUAUCUCCCUGAGCUUUGCACAGCUGCAGUCCUGGGCUUCUAUUUUCAAAGUGACUAGUGAUUUGAGGUGCCUCCAUUUUGGGGUGUCCAAGAUGAGACACUUGGAACGAGCCUGAUUUUCAGGAAGUGCUAAGCAUCUGCCCUCUGAAAACAAGCCCCUUGUAAGGUGUCUUGAAGUGAGCACCCAGAAAUUGGGGCUCCUAAGAUGACUAGUUGCUUCUGAACAUUUAGGCCUUGCUAACUCAGGCUCCUGGCUUUACGAAAUAGCCCCAUAGCAUUUUGGAGAAGCCUCUAACACAUUCUUAGAACAGUCCUAUACAGGAUACCUGGUGGUGUGGGGUUUUAUCAGCAAGUGUUAGUCUUGCUCUGCAUGACUCCCUUGUGACUUUACCUCUUCAGAGGAAUGCACCAUUCCCAAACUUGCACUGAUGAACCCUUUCUACCACACUGUGUGCUCCCCAUCUAUAUGAUGCUCAUUCUCUUGCACUCAUGCACACAUACAUGUGCCUAGUUAAUUUUGGCAGGUCACUAGACAUGUAAGUCGAUCCUAAAUGCUGACUUUGGCUUAGCUCUUGAGGAAGAGGACAGUUGAGCGGCAGUUCCAGGAGCCCUGGCUGAAGGGAUUGCGUUGUGUAAAUGUUGCACAAUGGCUGCUAGGAAAGAGAGGACACGAAGGGGGUGGAAAGUAGGAUCUGACGUGCAAAGUCACUGAUCCCACAUGGAAAGCACAAAGUAUUUCAUGUCAUGGGAGGGGAAGGCAGAGUUGAGCCGUGGGGUGGGAGAGGGAGUUGGGAAGCCAGCCCAGGGUCUGGGCCUUCUGGGAAGAGCGGAUUUAUAGUGAAGCUGACGUGCUGUUUCAGAAGACAUGCAGAAGCUGAGUGAAUGUACAGGAUGUGUGAAAGGGAAAGGGCAGAAUUUGGGGUCUGUGUGAGAUAGUAGAGGCCUCAGAAGUCUUGAUGUCUGGAAUUUCCUUCAGCUGUCAAUAUGUGGUCUGUCCUCUUUGUUAUCACUACCAUCCCAGCCUUUGCCAGAUUUCUGCUCGGAACUCCCAAAGAAACUUAAAGGGGACUACGGCAGAACUGGCUUCUUUUUCUCUGUUUACAAAAGGCAGCUGAACAGAGCAGGAUAACAGAUUGGUCCCCUAUGCUGCUCUCUUUGCAGGCUGAUUUUCUGGGAAUGCAAUUUGACUUUCCAGGCUCCUCCCCACUAGCUACACCCAUUCCCUCUUCUUUUGACAAGUUUUAGCAGUUCUUGAAAGAGUUGAUGGGAGCUGCCAUAUCUUCUUUGCCUCAAGCCUCCUUCCUGCUCUUGGUGGUUUUGUCAGUAUAGGAAUGCCACCACAUUGCAGGGGCAACCCACAGGACACCUGAGUUCCCUCUGUUUGAUUUGUGACCCCUAUGGAUACCCUACAUCUAGCCUUGGUUUCAGUGACUGCCUUUCUCUCACUUUCUAGUUGGUAAGAACCGGAGAGAAGUUGGCUCAUCUAAUUACAGAUUUUGUACCUUUCUCAUCUUUCCCUGGUCAUGGGACCAAGGCUUCCUUCAGCAAAUGUCCAGGGAGGCCAGCUGUUUGCAAAGCCAUUCCAUGUGUCUGAAAUGCAGUCUGGGGAGGAUGAGACCCUGUGCGUUCCUGUCAAAAGAGGGCUUGCUGCCUAACAGGACUCGGGUCACAAGCAUUAAGACAUUUCACACAGUUGGCAAUAGCUUCUACUUCUCCAAACUGGAAUUGCUUUCCACCAACUCUAGUGCUAUUUAAGCUCAGCCACUAACACAGUGUAGAGUCCAGGCAGUAAUCUACCCACCAUUAAAAUUUUUCAUAGCUGAUGGUCUCUUCAUUUUACCUUGCAUCUGUGCCAAAUUUCGCUGGGCAGUGCUGGGCACAGCAUUUUUACUGGUUUUGAUCCAGACUAGAAUUUUGCCAAGUAGAAGAACCAUCUCCAAUAGUCAAGUAAUUUUAGCUCUGUCCAUUGGAUACAGUUGUUACAUCCAUGAUCUAAUUUAUACAAAGAGCACACUAGAAUGUAUAUACUAGGCAUUGUCAGAUUUGGACAUGCUAAUACAGAUGUAUUUAAAGAUUAACACUAUUAAAGGAUACAAUGCAAAAUCUGUGUAAAAUUUCUAAUAAAUCUUUGUUUUCUGA